This is a messenger RNA of Penicillium soppii, 1845 nucleotides long. RefSeq names its product flavin-containing monooxygenase. Lineage: Eukaryota; Fungi; Ascomycota; Eurotiomycetes; Eurotiales; Aspergillaceae. The transcript has 5 exons. Gene Ontology annotation, molecular function: flavin adenine dinucleotide binding; monooxygenase activity. The coding region runs from base 1 to 1845 and encodes 614 amino acids. The record is from RefSeq and is a predicted model, not a curated record.
AUGACUGUUACCAAGAAUCAAGACCAUGUUAUCCAGAUUGGUACAACACCAACCGUUGACCCAGCAAAGGUAGACGCAUGCUCAAUUGCCCAAGAAUGGAUCGAAGGGUUGGAGAGCUACCUGGUGGACAACAACUCCACGCCCCUCUCGGACCUAUUUCAUCAAGACUCCUGGUGGCGGGACAUGCUCGUGAUGGCGUGGGACUUUCAUACCGUCAAGGGCCUCGCCCGCAUUGAGCCAUUUGUCAGUCAGAAACAGCCCAGGGUGCAGCUGAGCCAACUUCGUCUUCAAAGAGAAAACAAAGGACAGCCGGCAAUUGACAUGCCUGUCCAAGGAGUAACCUGGAUAACCUCGAUGUUUUUCUUUGAAACCCGGGUUGGUCGCGGUAGUGGAGUCAUUUAUCUCACGCAGGCCACAGAGGAUGGACCGUGGAAAGCGUAUUCGGUGUAUGUGGCUCUUCAGGAGUUAGAAAAUAUGCAAGAACAGAUUGGUUCUAGACGACCAGAAGGGACGAUUGAAUCGAUGCCCGGGGGAUUUACUCGGGGCACAUGGCUCGAACGUCGGGCCAAAGAGGUCGAGUUCUUGGAAAAUGAACCCGCAGUUCUGAUCGUUGGUGCAGGUCAAUCCGGCCUCAAUGUUGCGGCUCGACUACAUUCCCUCGGCAUAUCCUGUUUGAUUGUAGAAAAGAACGCACGAGUGGGCGAUAAUUGGAGGAAACGAUACAGAACUCUAGUCACCCACGACCAUGCCGAAACCUGCCACAUGGCUUACCUGCCAUUCCCAAAGAAUUGGCCUAAGUACUCAUCGAAAGACAAGUUAGCUGAUUGGCUCGAAGCCUACGCUACCAUCAUGGAGUUGAACAUAUGGUGCAAUUCUGAAGUUCAGGCGGCGCAAUAUGAUAAGUCGACCAGGCAGUGGUCAGUCUCUCUUGCACGGAACAGCGAGAAGCGAACCCUUCAGACAAGACACAUUGUAUGGUGCACGGGACACCUGGGAACACCUCGGGUCCCUACUUUCCCGGGACAAUCUGACUAUCAAGGGACCGUUUAUCACACCAGUGAGCAUACCGACGCCCGGCAGCAUGCUCCCAAAGGGAAACGUGUGGUCGUCGUAGGUACUGGGAAUAGUGGACACGAUAUCGCGCAGGAUUUCUAUGAACAAGGAGCGCGAGUCACUCUGCUUCAACGAGGUCCGACAUAUGUUUUAACGGAGAAGAAUGGCUUACCUUUGCUACCAGAAAACCUGGGGCUUGAGGACGUUCUUGAUAAAACCCCGAUAGAAGACUUGGACGUACUUUCGGAGAGUUUGCCAUGGCCUGUCACCCUCGCCUUGUGUGUUGACCUGACAAAGCGUAUUUCUGCCGCAGACAAAGAUACCCUUUGCGGGCUGGAAGAGGCUGGGUUUAGGCUCGACUUCGGCCAUGAUGGCGCCGGAAUCUUGCGCCUCAUUAUCUCCAAAGGUGGGGGAUACUAUAUCGACUUUGGCUGCAGUCAACUCAUCAUCGACCGUAAGAUCCAGCUGAAGAGCUGCCCAGAAGGUAUCGCGGGAUUUAAUCAGCAAGGUCUCCUCCUGGGAGACGGCAGUCAUGUGGAGGCCGACAUUGUCGUUCUUGCAACAGGCUAUGAGAACAUGCGAGAUUCAGUGAGAAGAAUCCUUGGUGAGGGAGUGGCAGAUCGAUGCAACGAUGUCUGGGGGCUGGAUGAAGAGGGAGAAAUCAAGACUAUAUGGAGACCCAGUGGCCAUCCUGGAUUCUGGUUUAUGGGGGGAAGCUUGUCUCUCUGUCGAAUUUAUUCCCGAUUUGUAGCUUUGCAGAUUGCCGCGGUCGAGGCUGGUAUUACCGCGUAG